AUGUGCAAGCUAAAUCAAGAUUGGCUUGCACAUUCUAAUGAUGAUUCUGAUAACGAAGAACUAAACCCAAACGAAAAUAACUUAGAUGAGGAUCUAGGAAAAUGGGCAGUCAGUUUUAAAAUACCUCACAGUGGUGAGUAUUACUACAUUGGAUUGCAAUUUCGGCUUUCUCUACUACUAAAAAAAUCUCUUCUUUCAACAGAUCUUUCAGUUUUUACUUUACAUAUCAAUAUCGAUGGUGUUCCGCUGUUUAAUAACUCAAGCAUAUUACUUUGGGCAAUUCUAGGUUCUAUUUUAGAGUUUGAACAGAGCGUGUUUCCGAUCGCUUUAUUUUCCAGUUCUUGUAAACCAAAUUCUAUCGAUAAAUAUUUAAUAGACUUUAUUGAUAAAAUGGAACGUUUUCAAGAAGUUGGUGUUAUCUGUGACAAGACUGGAAAGGCAUACAAAAUAAAAUUAGAAGCAGUUAUUUGUAAUGCACCAGCUUGGUCAUUUCUUAAAUGCAUUAAAACACAUAAUGGAUACAAUUGUUGUAAACGAUGUAUUCAACAUGGUGAGUGGUGUCAAAAAAUUGUUUUACCUAACUUAUCUGCUCUACUUAUGACUAAUAUAGACUUUUUAAAUCGACAUGAUUCGGAGCACCAUACUGCUACAUCUCCUUUCACAAAGUUAAAAUAUAAUAUGGUAAGUGGAUUUCGAAUAGAUUAUAUGCAUUGCAUUUGUUUGGGUGCUGUCCGAAGAGUUUUACACUUAUGGAUUUGUGGCCCACCAUCAUGUUGGUUGUUCCAAACAUUUCCAGCAGCUGCAGCUGUUCCAGCUAAUAAUGCUGUUGCAGUAGUUUUAGCAAUUACUGGAGCAGCACUUGCUAAAAAACUUAAAAGUAAAGUUCUUUCUUGA
Molecule: messenger RNA, 894 nt
Organism: Hydra vulgaris (swiftwater hydra)
Lineage: Eukaryota; Metazoa; Cnidaria; Hydrozoa; Anthoathecata; Hydridae
Source: RefSeq, a predicted model, not a curated record